AUGUCGCAAAAGUGGAGGCUAACCGCGGAACACCCCAUCGAAGAGGAACUGCCCCAAACCGAUCAGCUCUCUCCCAAGGAGUACUACCGGCCGCAGAUCCCUAGGGAGUACCGGGACGAACGAGAACGCACCCCCCACCAUUUGCUCACCGCCAGCGAACGUAGACGAUUGGAAGAGGAGCGCAGGUACUUAGACGAACAACGCAGGUAUCCUAGAGAAGACCGAAGGUACCAUUCUAUGGACCAAGCCAGGUAUCACGAUGGUGGUGCAGUUAGGUCCAGGAGAUACGAGGAAGAGAGAGGUAUGUCGGUAUUUGCACCGUUGGCCAAGAGUAAGUUAGAGGGGAGAAACUAUAGAAAAGAGCUGAUGGAGAGGUUCUCUGAUAUGAGCCUCGAGGAAGAUAGGGAGUUUUCAAAUCAACAAAGAUACUAUGAAUGA
This is a messenger RNA of Acanthoscelides obtectus, 438 nucleotides long. NCBI's taxonomy places the organism in Eukaryota, Metazoa, Arthropoda, Insecta, Coleoptera, Chrysomelidae. The record is from the annotation of a GenBank genome assembly.